Molecule: messenger RNA, 1998 nt
Organism: Acanthamoeba castellanii str. Neff
Lineage: Eukaryota; Discosea; Longamoebia; Acanthamoebidae
Exons: 10
Coding region: 1-1998 (665 amino acids)
Source: RefSeq, a predicted model, not a curated record
AUGAAGAGGGCCGCACGCGAGAACGAAGAACGUUCGGUUGCUCUGGAGAGCACAGGGGGCAGCCCGGACGAAGCUGGAGCUCGGGGGACCAAGCGAGCCCGUUCGGAGUCGAGGCAGCCCGCAUUCCGCGUAGGCGACUCGAGCCCUUUGACGCUCCUCUCGCUUCCCGACCUCGUGCUCGACCCACUCAUCAGUGCGUGGCUUGGGUGGGAUGACGCACUGGCUCUCCGCGCGGUGAGCCGCGACGCGUGCGCGUUGGUCGCAUCGCACCACCGAAUGCUGCGCUGGCUCUUGUCCGACGUGUUACCCCCGGUGAUGGCCUGCUCGACUGACCGCGUCCCGUUCCCGACGGGCAGCCCACGAGCCGCGCUCUCCCUACUGGCCGCGCCCUGUGGUGAUCUAUUCGCCCAACCGGACCUGGAGAUGGUGGCAAAGCAAUGGUUCGCCGGGCAAGAGCAGAAAGAACGAAGCCAGGGCGACGAUGAAGCAAAAAGGGAAAGCGAAAACGAAGACGAAGGCGGGAGGCGGGCGGACAAAGAGGCCGCGCUGAAGCAGCUGGACGCCGUGCUGGCCCACAUCGAGGCGGUUCGGCACCAGCGGCGAAUCGAGCAGGUCUCGUUCUGGGAAUCGGUCGACACCCGCAUCGGCUCUGGCCCGCGCGGGCAACAGAGGUCCAUGACCGCCCAAGAAAUUGCUGACUUCAUCAAGCAGCACGUGCGGGUGCAAUCCUACGUGCGGGUGUGGAAGUCCUGGAUCAGACUGGUGGAGUGUGAUCUCGAGGUGACGAUCACUCAGGGCGGGAAACCCGAGAAGCAUGCGCUCCGCAUUGUCGAAUACAACAGCGGCCAGUAUUACGAAGAGGACGAGCAACUGCUGUGGAACCACUACUCGGGCAUCUUCCACACCUCCCCUACCGAGCCCCAACGAAUCUACUUUCAAGAACGCGCUCCCGGGCAAAUGAACGAAGAGUGGUUCCUGCCUUCUGCAUUCCGCGCCCUCGCGGACAAGCUUCGCCUCAACUGCACCGCCCAGGAGCUGCUGGCCGUGCUGCUCCUGUCGGCGCGGUGCGAGCUGCCCGGCGAGGUGGAGGAGACCCCGCAACAAGAAUCGUUGUUGGGCGAGAAGAAGUGGCACGACGAGCUGAUGAAGCCUCGCCCCGAAGGAGCGGUUGUGGCCUGUGGUGACGCAGCCGCCAGGGUCAUCUCCCGCGCCAGUGAGCCCCAGCUCUCCCAUCUGAGCAGCCUUGGUACCAACCUGCAACAUGUGGUUGCCCAGUCCCAGGUUUUUCUGGCCGCCGGGAUGUUCGGGAUGAACAACGUGCUUCGGGUGGUCCCCCACAUUGGCUCUGGCCGAGCGAGUGCGGCCAUGCUGCAGGCCCCUGAAGGCGACGUGCUCACCAACUGCGACGCGGUGAUGAAGCUGGCCGUACCCGGAACAGAUGGAGAAUUCCUGGAGGUGCACUGCAACAUCGACACCACGGCGAGCGAGGCGGACUACGCCCGGGUGGUGGUCAAGAUCCGGGCCAGCUCGCGCGCGAUGGCCGACCGGUUCGACGUGAGCGACACCCAGCCCUUCUUCGUCUACUGGUCCAACCCACCGCUCGAGGAGGGCGAGCGCGACGACGAGGAGCUCCCGCCCACCCUGUGCCGCACGCAGUCGCUGCUCGAGCUGGCCCGCACCUUCGGCAUUCCUACGCGGUCAAGCCCGCCGGCCGGCGACCACGACCACCAGCACCAGGACGAUCAUGACGGUGAUCACAACGAUGACGAUGAUGGCGGAGAAGAAGGGCUGGCCCACGAGAUGGCGGCGCUUCUUGUGGUCUGCGCGUGCGCGCCGGCGGCGCCUCUCCGCUUCUUCACGCACUCUCCAAUGGUACUGGUCCACCCGGUCGUGGUGACCGUCGCCAAAGUGUUUGGCGGAGACGAGGAGCAGGACGACGACGAAGCGGAAGAUGAAGAAGAAGAAGGAGAAGAAGAAGAGGAGGAAGGGAAUGCAUGA